This is a messenger RNA of Cucumis melo (muskmelon), 2739 nucleotides long. RefSeq names its product protein DA1-related 1-like. Gene Ontology annotation, molecular function: ubiquitin binding. The transcript has 12 exons. NCBI's taxonomy places the organism in Eukaryota, Viridiplantae, Streptophyta, Magnoliopsida, Cucurbitales, Cucurbitaceae. The coding region runs from base 643 to 2460 and encodes 605 amino acids. The record is from RefSeq and is a predicted model, not a curated record.
UCUCUUCUUUUUUUUUCUUUUCUUUUUUUUUUAUGAUGAACAAGUGUUUUUGAUACAAUUUUCAGCUUUUGGUGUUUUUUUUUAUCACCCCUUUUCAGUCUGGAAUUGAGUGGAAUUCAAGUAUCCUUUCUUUUACGCUUUGAAUUCUCUUUUGUAUUACCCUUUUUUUUUUUUUUUUGCUUUUUCUUAGUUGAAUUGUUCUUUUGACUUUGCUUGUUCAGGAAAGUUUCAGCUAUUUUCAGGGGGAAAGUUUGGCUUUGGAUAUGCUAAGGAGAAUAAUUUUGUGUCAUUUAUUUCUUUUUUGAGGACUAUGCAUUGGUGGGGUUCUGAAGUUCUAUCUGAUCUAAGAUUUUUCCGAUCCAACAGUCUCUGCAGCUUCUUUUUCCUUUUUCAGGUGGAAUGGAAUUGAUUUCUCUUUUACUUGAUAUUGUUCUUUCUUCAUUCCCUGUUGCCUUUCCUUUGAACACUGGUGUUUCGAUGAUGGUUUUGGUGGCUUUUCAAACGAAGCCUUUUGGCUUUGAUUAUUGAAGCAGAGAUGGGUUUAUCAAGAAGCUAUUGGUUUUUAUCUUGUACCAUCUUCAAGAAGAAUUUGCUUCUUGAAAAAGUAUAGUAGCCGAACAAUCCAAUACUAAGGUUUCUAGUAUGGGUUGGUGGACUAAAUUUUUCAAAGGCCAUAAAAGCUCAUACAGGGAAAGAUAUGGAGAUAGAAUUUGGGAUGAACCUCGAACCUCUGUGGAGGAAUUGACAGAAUAUGAACAAGAGGAAAUCGAUUAUGCAAUUGCACUUUCGCUUUCGGUAGAAGAUCAAAAAGAGAAAGCAGUGAUAGAGGAAGAAGCUCACAGUGAUGAAGAUGAACACAGUACCAAAGCUGAAUCAGAGGAUGAUGAAGAAAGUAUCAAAUGCCUGUCAGAGGAUGAUGAUCAAAUUUCUAAAUCUCAUUUGGAGGAAGAUGAGCAACUGGACAAAGCUCAAAUGGAGGAAGAUGAGCGGCUUGCUAAAGCUCAAAUAGAGGAAGAUGAGCGACUUGCUAAAGCUCAAAUGGAGGAAGAUGAGCGACUUGCUAAAGCUCAAAUGGAGGAAGAUGAGCGACUUGCUAAAGCUCAAAUGGAGGAAGAGGAGCAACUUGCUAAAGCUCAAUUGGAGGAAGAUGAGCGGAUUGCUAGCACCCUAGUGGAGGAUCAUGAGAAGGUCUCCACAUUUCAAGCUGAAGAAGAUGAACAGUUAGCUAGAGCUCUCCAAGAAAGUCUAAACAUAGAGCCACCACCUCCUAGAUUUGAUAGUGGAAAUAUUUUCAAUCCUUACCCUUUCUUCUAUCCAUCAGGAUACAGGGUCUGUGCUGGUUGCCAAACUGAGAUCGGUCACGGGCGGUUUCUAAGUUGCAUGGGAGCUUUUUGGCAUCCAGAAUGUUUUCGCUGCAAUGCUUGCAAUGAACCUAUAACAGAUUAUGAGUUCUCUAUGUCCGAUAACCGACCUUAUCACAAAUCCUGCUAUAAGGAGCAACAUCACCCUAGAUGUGACGUUUGCCGAAACUUCAUUCCUACUAAUUCUUCUGGUCUUAUAGAGUAUAGAAAGCAUCCUUUCUGGUCACAACAAUAUUGUCCUUCACAUGAAAAAGAUGGAACUCCGAGAUGUUGUAGCUGUGAAAGAAUGGAGCCAAGAGACACUAGUUAUCUUUUACUUGACGAUGGACGGAAGCUCUGUUUAGAGUGUUUGGACUCAGCAAUCAUGGAUACUCAUGAAUGCCAACCGCUAUACCUUGAAAUUCAAGAAUUUUAUGAGGGUCUGAAUAUGAAAGUGGAACAACAAGUUCCCAUGUUGUUGGUUGAGAGGCAAGCGCUAAAUGAGGCCAUGGAAGGAGAAAAGAGUGGCCAUCAUCACUUGCCGGAAACUAGAGGACUCUGCUUAUCAGAAGAGCAAACUGUUGCAACCAUCUCAAAGAGGCCAAGAAUUGGGGCAGGCUACCGUAUAAUAGACAUGUUUACGGAGCCUUAUAGAUUAGUCCGCCGAUGUGAAGUUACUGCUAUUCUAGUUUUAUAUGGCCUCCCGAGGUUAUUGACAGGAUCUAUCUUGGCUCAUGAGAUGAUGCACGCAUGGCUCAGGCUUAAAGGCUAUCCCAAUUUGAAGCCUGAGGUUGAAGAAGGCAUAUGUCAAGUAUUGGCUCAUAUGUGGUUAGAUUCUGAGAUGUAUUCCAUCACAGGAAGUGGUGUUGCCUCCACAUCUUCGUCUUCAGCUUCGUCUUCUUCUUCAUCACCUUCAUCGUCCUCCUCUUCCUCAACGUCUUCAAAGAAAGGUAGACGAUCUGACUUCGAGAAGAAACUUGGGGAAUUUUUCAAACACCAGAUUGAGUCUGAUACAUCAUCAGCAUAUGGAGAUGGAUUCCGGGAAGGGAAUGAUGCUGUUUCCAAAUAUGGCUUAAAGAGGACCCUCGAUCACAUUCGGCUGACUGGAACCUUUCCAUAGAGUAAAGAGUAACAUUCAAUUAAGCUUUUUAGCUUUGAUAUAUAAUCCCAGUUUAUACAAAAACACAUUAUAUAGUACAUAAUGAAAAAGAAAAGAAAAAAAAAAUCAAAAUAAGCAUUGACAAAUUAUGUGCAAUUAUUGUGAAGCUGUAGCAUAAAUGUAAGUAUGUUACUUGUAUUGGCAUUUACAAACAAGUGUAAGGAUGAUACAAAGUUUUGGUAUCAUUGGGUUGUGGAAUUCAUAUUGAUUUGAAUGGAAGGCUGGAUGUUUCUUUGUGUC